Messenger RNA from Candida dubliniensis CD36, 1521 nucleotides. RefSeq lists its product as uncharacterized. Gene Ontology annotation, molecular function: homoserine O-acetyltransferase activity; L-serine O-acetyltransferase activity. Bases 1 to 1521 code for a protein of 506 amino acids. NCBI's taxonomy places the organism in Eukaryota, Fungi, Ascomycota, Pichiomycetes, Serinales, Debaryomycetaceae. Gene Ontology annotation, biological process: L-homoserine metabolic process. The record is from RefSeq and is a predicted model, not a curated record. The transcript has a single exon.
AUGUUAUCUGCUUCAACCAAGAAACUUUUACCAAAACUACCUAUUGGUUGUUCACCACUGAGAAAAAUCAUUUUGUAUUCAUCAAAACUAUUCAGUACUUCAUCCACAUACUAUAAACCCCUACAAUCUGAGAAAACUACGGGCUCCAACCCAGCACUCACAUUUCCUUGUCUAGAUAAAUUGGAGCAUAAAAAUGAGCAGUUGUCAAAAGGUAACCUUAAAGCAUCCUCUACAUCAUUAGAAUCUGGACCAGAACCAAGUUAUGGCAACGUGAAAACUGGAUUUCAUGUAUAUAAAUCAAAGAAGCCCAUAUUUUUAGAUCAUGGAGGGCAUUUACCCGAGUAUGAAAUAGCAUAUGAGACUUGGGGACAAUUAAACAAAGAAAAAUCAAAUCUUGUAUUGGUUCAUACUGGAUUAUCUGCUUCCCUGCAUGCUAAGUCACAACCAGAAAAUCAGCAAAAUGGAUGGUGGGAAAAUUUUAUUGGACUGGGGAAAUUCAUUGACACGGACAAGUAUUUUGUUGUUUGUACAAAUGUACUUGGGGGUUGUUAUGGGUCAACCGGGCCCUCGUCCAUUGACCCUGCAAAUAACGAACAAUAUGCAACCAGAUUUCCAAUACUAAGUGUUAACGACAUGGUUCGUGCACAACGGGAGUUGGUGAGAGACCAAUUUGGAGUUGACAAAAUCCAUGCAUCUAUUGGUGCAUCUAUGGGAGGGAUGCAAUCUUUGGCAUAUGGCUGGGAAUUUCCAGAUGAGGUUGAAAAAAUUAUUACCAUUAGUGGUUGUGCAAGGUCACAUCCAUACUCAAUUGCCUUGAGAUAUACACAAAGGCAAGUAUUGAUGAGUGAUCCAAACUGGAACCGUGGGUCUUACUAUAACAAAACCCCACCACAUGUUGGUAUGAAGUUAGCUAGAGAGAUUGCUACCGUAACGUAUCGAUCAGGACCUGAAUGGGAAUAUAGAUUUGGUAGACAAAGGGCUGACGAGAGCCAACCACCUGCAUUAUGUCCAGAUUUUUUGGUAGAAACCUAUUUAGAUCACGCUGGAGAAAAGUUCUGUCUUGAAUACGAUGCAAAUUCUUGGCUUUAUGUUUCAAAGGCAAUGGAUUUGUUUGAUUUGGGAUACAAAAGUAGAAGCAAAGCAUUAGAAUCUAGAUCCAAAGCUGAAUCGCUGUACUCAGGUAAAGUUACGAGCAAUAUUCCCAAACUUGCUAUUCCUGAAACCCCAUACCAAGAAAAAUCCACAAAGGCCAUCAUUACAGUAGAGGAAGGUCACCUUGAUCUAAAGAAAGGGAUGACUCGAUUGGCCAAUAAAGAUGUGCUAGUUGUAGGUGUGGAGUCAGAUAUUUUGUUUCCCGUUUGGCAACAGCGUGAAAUUGCAGAUGUAUUGAUGGAAAAUAAUGUUUCGGGUAAUGUCGAGUACUUUGAAUUGGGAAACGAUAUAUCCAAUUAUGGGCAUGACACUUUCUUGUUAAGCUUGAAUGAUAUUGGUAGACCAGUGAAGAAAUUUUUAGAAGACUAG